GGAUAACUCCAAUAAUCAAACAUAUACUUGCAUGUGUACCCAAACCUGACAUGGAUGCCCUUCUCAAAUACAACCAAGAAAAAAAAAAAAGAAACAGCUAAAUGCUAAUGCAAUGCAAAUGAAACACCAAACACCAACUUACCAGUCAACCGACAAAACUACCGGUCUCACUUAAGAAACAGAAACUGCUAUUCCCACUCCCGUUUUAUACGCUUCCUAGGUUUCUAAAGCUAAUCUUUGUUUGACACUUCCCUGGAAACAAUAAAAAGCUCCUGGAGCUAGCCAUUUUCUUCUUCCUGUUAUCUUCUAAUAAGCUUUUGUGAAGUUCCAUUUUGUCUUCCAUUUCGCUUUCAACUGAUUAUUUUCAAUCCCCUGUUUCUCUCUUGAAGUUUUCUAUCUGUGGAACUCUCUGUUUCUGGGAAUUCUGAUCAAAGCGUUAAUGGCUAGGACGAGCAACAAGAACAUACAAGCGAAGCUGGUACUUGUUGGGGACGUGGGAACUGGGAAAACAAGCUUGGUAUUGAGAUUUGUCAAAGGACAAUUUUUUGACUUCCAGGAAUCGACAAUUGGAGCAGCCUUCUUCACUCAGGUUUUGUCACUGAAUGAAGCCACCAUAAAGUUUGAUAUAUGGGACACAGCAGGACAGGAGAGAUACCAUAGCUUGGCUCCUAUGUACUAUCGAGGUGCAGCCGCUGCUGUUGUGGUCUAUGAUAUCACAAGCUCGGACUCAUUUGAGCGAGCCAAAAAGUGGGUUCAGGAACUGCAAAGACAAGGAAAUCCAAAUCUGAUAGUGUUCUUGGUAGCAAACAAAGUUGACAUGGAAGAAAAGAGAAAAGUGGGAAACGAGGAAGGUGAGCUGUAUGCCAAAGAAAAUGGCCUGACUUUCCUUGAAACAUCUGCGAAGACUGCACAGAAUGUCAAUGAACUCUUUUAUGAAAUAGCAAAGAGGUUGGCAAAAGCUGCUCCUUCUCGGCCAACUGGAAUGAAAUUGCAUAGCAGACCGCAAGAAAGUGGAAGAAGAUUCUUCUGUUGCUCCUGAUCAUAUGAAGGCUAGUUGUAUACUUGUCACUUUGAUGAAUAUCUGAAGAUUAAGAUGCUUUCUGGCCCCUAAUUCACUUUGAUGAAUAUUUGCUGUAUGUACACUGCUCAAACAAAACAGCUUUAUUACCAAUUCCAAAUGCCCUCAUUUUGUGCAAGAGAUGAUCAUGGAACUCCAAAUGAAUAAUGGCUCAAUGCAAAGAAAUUAAUUUAACUAUUGAACUAUUAGGGUUUAUGUCCAGUAUUACUUAUGUUUCAAGCAAUAUGAGCAAAACUGAGUUAAACAAAACUGGGAGCUAUUUAUCACCUAAUUAUAUAUGAUGGCACUAGGGCCAUAGUUGUCCUGGAGAUUUCAGUUUGGCAGUCACAAUGCUUCCAUCAGUGCAUACAAAACUCCAAAAUUAGCCUUCUCGAUUGGUGAAAAUCUAUAUUGAAAUUAACAGAUUCUUUCCUGGUCAGUAUCCACGUUGGAUACGCAAAUAUAGAUCCUGGACAUGAAAGGAAAAGUAAAUAGUAUAAAACUUUGAACCUUUUGCCCUUUCCCCAUUUCCAUUCAUCAGUCAUUAUUUUCUGAAGUUGAUAAGAAUUUUUAUGAUAUGCUGGACAAGUUUGUUUUAAU
Molecule: messenger RNA, 1657 nt
Organism: Durio zibethinus
Lineage: Eukaryota; Viridiplantae; Streptophyta; Magnoliopsida; Malvales; Malvaceae
Product: ras-related protein RHN1-like
Molecular function (GO): GTP binding; GTPase activity
Source: RefSeq, a predicted model, not a curated record